UGUUGGUUCUAUCGUCUCUUUUCGUUUCUCUUCUUUACCAUGACUCCUGACUCUUCCUAUGCGUUUCCCAGGGUGCAUGUGCACAGUGUCAACCCCCAUCACCGGUGAAGUUUUCCAGACAUCAUUCCUGCACCUGCAACAUAAGUGACAUCAUGUUGAUGGUGUCUACUGCCGCUGAUCCAACAUAUUGACCCAACGUCUGCAACAUGCUGCUCUCCGGCUCCGCCGUCAAAGUCAUGUCAUGCAGUAGUACGCACCUUUUAGGUUUGCGGAAUUAGACCUAGAAUCACUCACGCAUCGUUUACCACUUGUUUGCAGAUCGUCUGCUUCUCUCUGUUCUUUGUCAGUCACUCACUAGCUCCAACACGUAGUCUAUCAAGCAUACUUUCUCUCUACAACACCAUUCACAAUGCAUUCCGGCACACUGCUUACCGUGGCUCUUGCCACGUUCGGUCUCGUCCAGGCCGCCGACUCUCAAGAGUAUGAGACACCUUGCGCCACACAAGACACCACUGUGACAAAGAUCAGCCAAGUCGUGUACCCAGCUUCCUCUGUCAUGAGCGCGUGGCCGACCGUCAUCCCUUCCCCAGUCAUCACGGCGCGGGCCAUGUUCCAAGCCCGCCAACAGCAAGAUGAGGGAUAUUAUAGCGAUGAUAAUUGGGAAUCGAAACGGAAGGCCGGCGUCUCCAAGGCGAAGCAGGCGGCGAAGAACGGCAGGAAGAAGGCAAAGAACGGCCAGGACAAGGGAAAGCAGGCGGCGAACGGAGGCCAGCAGGGAGGCCAGGGCGGCGGAGGCGCGCAGCGCGUUCCGGCCGCGGCUAUCGUCAAGCGUGGUUGGGAGUACGACGUCGCUUCGGCCCAGUCGGCUGCUUCUUCGGCCAGAUCUGUCGCCUCUUCGGCCAGGUAUGUCGCCUCUUCAGCCAGGUCUGUCGCCUCUUCGUACGAGUUGGAGGCCUCGGCGUACGAGUUGUCGGCCUCGGCGCACGAGUGGGAGGCCUCGGCGCACGAGUCGGUGGCCUCGGUGUACGAGUCGAGAGCUUCGGCGAUCUCAUCGUCGGCAGUGGCGGCUACUGAGACCGUGGUACCGGAGGUGGAGGAUGACGGCUGGGACAACGACUGGGACGAUGACGAGUUUGUGUCCAAGGCUGGCUCCGCGUCCAACACGAUUUCCUCCACCACGACUUCCUUCAACACAACUUUUACCAGCGCCUUGGCCUCAUCUAGCCCAACGUCCAGCGCCAACGACUGUGAGGAUGACGACCCUGCUUUCGGGGCCGGCUCUGCGAUCAGCAUGAAUUUCACCAGCACGGCUCUCACCAGCACGCCUUUUACCAGCACGGCUACCUUCAACACGACUUUCUCCACCACGACUUCCUUCAACAUGACUUCCACUAGCACCUCGGUUGUGACCAGCCCCACCUCCACUAUCGACGACGGGGAGAAUGACAACUUUGACUUCGAGGCCGGCUCUGCAACUAGCACGGCUUCUUCCAGCACGGCUUUUACCAGCGGCACCGCUUUCACCAGCACUACUUUCACCAACACUACUUUCACCAGCACUACUUUCACCAGCACGGCUUCCUUCAACACAACUUUCACCAGCACCUUGGUCACGACCAGCGCCAUGUCCAGCUCCACGUCCAGUAUCGACGACUCCGACGGUGACGAGUCUAAUUCCAAGGCCGACUCUGCGACCAACCCGCCUUCCACCGACGCGACAUCCACCAACGCUUCGAGGACGCCAACCAGCCAGACGUCCAGUGGCAACGGCGUUGCGGUUUCCGAGGGGCACAGCGACGGGGUUGCGGCCACCUGUCUUGUUGCGAUGGUCGUUGCUUUGGCGAUACUGUAAUGGGAUUUUGUGCCCCUUUUCGUUAUCUUCUAUGUUUAUGAAUGGGUUUGUCCGAGACGGAAGGGAUGAGGAAGUGUCUUGAACUUUGAUAAGAGUAACCGUGUUUGUUGGGUGAGUAGUGAGGGAGUGUGAUGUACUAGGAAGA
Messenger RNA from Parathielavia appendiculata, 1997 nucleotides. RefSeq lists its product as uncharacterized. The record is from RefSeq and is a predicted model, not a curated record. The coding region runs from base 410 to 1852 and encodes 480 amino acids. The transcript is spliced from 3 exons. NCBI's taxonomy places the organism in Eukaryota, Fungi, Ascomycota, Sordariomycetes, Sordariales, Chaetomiaceae.